Molecule: messenger RNA, 7772 nt
Organism: Vitis riparia (riverbank grape)
Lineage: Eukaryota; Viridiplantae; Streptophyta; Magnoliopsida; Vitales; Vitaceae
Product: putative disease resistance protein RGA4
Exons: 13
Coding region: 75-3911 (1278 amino acids)
Biological process (GO): defense response to other organism
Molecular function (GO): ADP binding
Source: RefSeq, a predicted model, not a curated record
UCUCUUGCAAUUCUCUCUACUUCUCAUUCUCUUACCAUACUCUGUUGGCGUUCUGCAGUUUCAGUUCUUCCAAAAUGGCUGAACAAAUCCCAUUCAAUAUUAUAGCUGACGUUUUUACCAAGUUAGGCUCCUCGGCUGUUCGACAAAUUGGAUCUGCGUGUGGUGUGGCAAAAGAGUUAACGAAGCUUACGAAGAAGCUGGACACCAUCAGGGGUGUACUGGUUGAUGCUGAGAAGAGGCAGGAGGAGAGCGAUGCAGUAAAAGCUUGGGUGAGGAGGCUCAAAGAUGUUGUGUAUGAUGCUGAUGACUUGUUGGAUGACUUUGCAACCCAUCAGCUGCCGCGUGGGAGAGUAGCAAGGCAGGUGAGUGACUUCUUCUCAUCUUCAAAUAAAGUUGUAUUUCGUUUUAAGAUGAGUGAUAGACUCAAGGAUAUCAAAGAAGAGAUGGAUGAAAUUGUAAAAGAAAUCCCCAUGCUAAGCCUUAUUCAAGGGAACGUGACUCACGGGGAGGUAGAGAGCAGUCGGAGAGAGACUCACUCAUUUGUGUUGACCUCUGAAAUUGUGGGAAGAGAAGAAAACAAAGAAGAGAUAAUAAAGUCGUUGGUGUCAUCUGAUAAUCAAGGAAUUCUUUCCAUGGUUGCCAUUCUUGGGAUUGGGGAGUUGGGUAAGACCACCCUUGCCCAAUUGGUGUAUAAUGAUCCAAGAGUGGUACAAUAUUUUGAGCUUAAAAUAUGGGUUUGUGUUUCUGAUCACUUUGAUGUAAAGCUGCUGGUUAAAAACAUCUUGCAAUCCGUAAGUAAGGAAGAUGUAGAAAGUUUGAAGUUGGAUGCUUUAAAAGAUCAUCUUCAUGCAAACAUAAAGCAAAAGAGAUGCUUGUUAGUACUCGAUGAUGUUUGGAAUGAAGACUUUGAAAAAUGGGAUCAACUAAGAACUUUGUUGAUGGUUGUUGAAAAGGGGAGCAAAAUUGUAGUGACCACUCGAAAUAACAAAGUUGCGUCAAUUAUGGGAAUUGAUUUUCGAGUUAAUUUGGAAGGUUUGAACCAAAAUCAGUCUUGGGAUUUAUUUUCAAAACUAGCAUUCAAAGAAGGACAAGAAAAAACGCUUCCAAAGCUUGUUGAAAUUGGAAAAGAAAUAGUAAAUAUGUGUAAUGGAGUUCCACUUGUCAUCAAAACAUUGGGAACAAUAUUGCAUUUGGAAACCGAAGAAAGUGAGUGGCUGUCCAUAAAGAAUAAUGAAAAAUUGUUGUCACUUGGAGCUGGAAAUAAUAAUGUUUUAUCUGUGUUGAAGUUAAGCUAUGAUAAUUUGCCAAUCCAUUUAAAGCAAUGUUUUGCUUAUUGUGCCUUAUUUCCGAAAGACUAUAAAAUUGAGAAAAACAUGUUGGUGCAAUUAUGGAUGGCGCAGGGCUAUAUUCAACCUUUAGAUGAGAAGGUAGGGAAUCAAUAUUUUGAUGAAUUAUUGUCAAGAUCAUUGUUGGAAAAGGCUGAAAAAGAUGCUAAUGAUAAUAUGUUAAGUUAUAAAAUGCAUGAUCUUAUCCAUGACCUUGCACAAUCGGUUAUAGGAUAUGAAGUCCUUGUUUUAGAAGAUGAUGUGAAGGAGAUCUCUAGAGAAGUUCACCAUGUCUCAUUGUUUAAAUUGACAAAUCUCAAGUUGAAGGUUGAUUUGAAGGUAAAACACAUAAGGACUUUUUUAAGCAUUCCAAUAUAUUAUAAAUAUGGAGAUGAUUUAAUUCAAAGUAUAGAUUUUUCAAGGUUUAAGCGUUUACGUGUCUUGAGCCUAAAUAAAUUCAAUGGAAAAGAGUUAUUAGCAUCUCUAGACAAAUUGAGUCAUCUAAGAUAUCUUGAUCUCUCCUAUAGUGGGAUUGUGGUACUCCCAAAUAGUAUUACGAGGUUGAAAAAUUUGCAAACAUUAAAGCUUGUUGAUUGUGUAUAUCUAAAAGAAUUUCCAAAGGAUAUAAGAGAAUUGAUUAAUCUGAGACACUUGGAGAAUGACUGGUGUCGGGGUUUGAGACAUAUGCCAUGUGGAAUAGGAGAGUUGACUUUGCUCCAAAGCCUGUCAAUUUUUGUUGUUGGAAAUAUGGGAAAUGGGAGAGGGGUUGGUAGACUAAGUGAAUUAAAAGGGCUUAACAACCUCAGAGGAGAGCUAAGCAUUGUAAACCUUGAAAAUGUGAGGGAUGCUGUGGUAGAAUCCAGGGAAGCAAAUUUGGGGAAAAAACAACACAUUCAGUCCUUGAGAUUAAUAUGGAAGCGCUCAGGAGCUCAAUCGGGUGAGGAUGCUGAGUCAGUGUUGGAAGGCUUGCAGCCACACUCAAACCUAAAGCAGCUGUGUGUAGAAAAUUAUGGAGGUGAGAGGUUUCCAAGUUGGAUGAUGAAUGGUGGGUUGAGUAGCAUGCUCCCUAAGCUCACCACAGUUAAUUUGAAAGGAUGUUCAAGCUGCCAAACUCUGCCAUGCUUUGUUCGACUCCCUCACCUCAAGUCUUUACAACUUCAUCAUCUGGAAAAGGUAGAGUACAUGGAGGAGGGUUCAUCAGAAGGGCCAUUCUUCCCAUCUCUUCAAAAACUCUCUCUCAAUCGAAUGCAAAAGUUGAAGGAAUUGUGGAGGAGGGACUUAGCAACACUCCCACCUCCUUCAUUUCCUUGUCUUUCACAGUUAGAGAUCAAGUUCUGUUAUUUGUUGGCAUCCUUGGAACUGCAUUCAUCUCCUCUUCUUUCGAAGUUACAGAUCUAUGAAUGCCGUAAGCUGACAUCCUUACUACUGCCUCCAUCUCCUGUUCUUUCAGAAUUAAAGAUCACGUCUUGUGAUGACUUGGCAUCCUUGGAACUGCAUUCAUCUCCUCUUCUUUCUGAGUUAGAGAUCUCCAUUUGUCCUAAGCUGACAUCCUUAAUACUGCCUCCAUCUCCUCUUCUUUCUAAGUUAGAUAUCGUGUCUUGUCAUGACUUAGAAUCCUUGGAACUGCAUUCAUCUCCUCUUCUUUCUAAUUUAGAGAUUUUGGAAUGCCGUAAGUUGACAUCCUUACUACUACCUCCAUCUCCUCUUCUUUCACAAUUAAAGAUCAUGUGUUGUGGUGACUUGGCAUCCUUGGAACUGCAUUCAUCUCCUCUUCUUUCUAAGUUUCUGAUUAGGGAAUGCCCUAAGCUCACAUCCUUACAACUGCCUCCAUCUCCUCUUCUUUCACAAUUAGUUAUUGGGUCUUGUCGUGAUUUGGCAUCCUUAGAAUUGCAUUCAUCUCCUCGUCUUUCUAAGUUAGAGAUCUCCAUUUGCCCUAAGCUGACAUCCUUACUACUACAUCCAUCUCCUCGUCCUUCACAAUUAGAUACUGAGUCUUGUCAUGACUUGGCAUCCUUGGAACUGCAUUCAUUCCCUCUUCUUUCUAAGUUUCUGAUUAGGGAAUGCCCUAAGCUCACAUCCUUACUACUGCCUCCAUCUCCUCGUCUUUCACAGUUAGAUAUCAAGUCUUGUCAUGACUUGGCAUCCUUGGAUGAGCUUCAUCAACAUGUUUCCACUCUCCGAUCUCUCCAAAUUUGGGACUGCUCUCGUUUAUCGACAUUACCUCACUGGAUAGGCAACCUCACCUCACUGACUCAUCUUUGUAUUGGUUCUUGCCAUCAAUUGCCAUCAUUGCCAGAAGAAUUCCGUUCUCUUAGAAUCCUCAAGAGUCUCACAAUUCACGACUGGUCUGGUUUGACAACAUUACCAGAUUGGAUAGGCAGCCUCUCCUCACUUGAACACCUUCAAAUUCGUGAAUGCCCUAAAUUGACAUCACUGCCGGAAGAGAUGCGUUCCCUCACAACCCUCCACAGACUCGAAAUCUCCGACUGUCCACAUUUAUCGGAAAGAUGCCAAAGGGAAAAUGGUGAAGAUUGGCCCAAGAUUGCUCAUGUCCAAAUAAAAUCUGUUGAUGGAAGACGAGACUGAUGCAGAAAACCAUUUCAGAAUAACAAGUUCAGUGAGGAACUAAAGCUGACUGGAGUUCACAUUGGCCUCCUCUUCAUGGAAGUCUCAAAAUAUCUCUGCCAGAGGUGGGAUUGUGACACCUCCCUUCUCUCGAGGACUGUAAACUGUCUGUGUAGAGAACAAUGUCUCUGUCUCAGCAUAUCCAACUUGUCACAAUUGUUGAGAAGAACUUCAUCUGUUAGAGAAUGAGGAUGAUAGCAAACAUAUAUUUCAGAUGUAAUUGUUGCCACAUCAAAGAAAAACCUGAUAGUGUUGUAAGAAAAGCAGAUAGCAUUGUGGCUGAAACACUUUCCUUCAGUAACUGGAAAGUUAGGAUUGUCUUUUGCAGCGAUUCCACACCUCACUUUUCUCAAGCUAUUGAAAAUUCAAAGCUGUUGUGUCCUAAUGUGUCUGUCUCAAGUGAUUCCUAAUCACUACCCUUGAAGCCUCAAAAGCUAUCUUUACGGUUUGACCUUCAGUUGUUGAUUGCCCUGAUAUGAAAGCAAUUCCAGAAGAGAUGUGCCGUGAGCCUACUGUCUAUGCAUAGAAACAUGAUGAAAGGAAAACUCAAAGACUGACCCCCUGAAAUUUCUCAAGUUCCCACAGUUGAUGUCAACUAGAAAUGAUGGCUGAUUCUUGAAUUGAUCUUGUUCUCUUCAAUUCAAGCAUGUCAUCUACAAUGUUUCAGGUGUUAAUAGUUUUCAAGAUAAUGCAAAAAAAGGUAAUGGUGAAGACAAGCUGAAUAUUGCUCAUGCCUUCCGAUAUAUCUUGACGGGCUAUUGAGAGCUGGUGCAAUAGGAAAGGCUUUGCUCACUUGCUGAGGGACAGACCCUCUUCUCUGUUCUAAAUUGACAACAUUCCCAGGCUGGAUAAGCAGGCUCACAUUACUUGCAGAGCUCCAAAUUCAUUCUUGCCCUCAAUUGAUAUCACCACUAGACGAGAUGGAUUCCCUUAGCACUCUACAAAGACUCACAAUUUGGAACCGUUUGACAACAUUACUAGACUGUAUUGGUAGCCUCACAUCAACUGUUCUUGUUUAGCAGCUUUAUCAGACUGAAUAAACAACUCGACCUCUCUUAAUGAGCUUCAGAAUGCUGUCAGCCUUAAAUUGAAAUCACUGCCAGAGGGGGAUGUGUGCCCUCAGCACUUCAAUGUUCUCGAAAUUGACAUGGAUGGCUGAUUCAUAAAGGAUUUCUGUUCUAUAAUUCAAGCAUGUCAUCUACAAUGUAUUUCAGAUGUAAUUGGUGUAAAUUCAAUGUAAAAAAGGAUAAUGGUGGGGCUUGGACAUCUCUAUCAGUGGAUGCAAUAUUUAAUCACCUUUGAGAGGUGGAAUAAAUGUUGCAGAGAGCUUUUUUUGUCGAAUAAUGAGUUGAUGCCUCCUCUAUUGGAGCUUGGAAAUGUUAACAUUCUGGAAAUCCUUAAAAUCAUCAAUUUCUCUUGUUUUGUAACUUUGCCGGACUAGAAGACAACCUGACAUCUCUUAAUGAGCUUGAAAAUGCUGUUGGCCUGGAAUUGAAAUCACUGCCGGAAGGAAUGUGUCACUCAAUACUUCAACUUUCCUGAAAUUGAUAUGGACUAGCAAUGUGAGGAACUAAAGUUGAUUUGAGUUCACAUUGGCCUUGUCUUCAUGGAAGUCUCCAAAUAUCUCCGCUAGAGGUGGGACUGUGACACCUCCCCUCUCUCCAAGACUGUAAACUGUCUAUGCAGAGAACAAUGUCUUUGUCUCAACGUAUUCAGCAUGUCACAGCCGCUAAGAAGAACAUCUGUUUGAGAAUGAGGAUGGUUACAGUGGCACACAAUUCAAAUGGAAGCCUCAUAACCAUAUGGAUUGGUGGCUUGACACCACUGGAAGGUAACAAUCCGUUGGCACUCAACAUAGCCUCAAAACCUCUUAAUACACAAGGAGAAGAUGCCAAAAGGAAAAGGACAAAUUUAUAUUGACAAGUAAUGGAUGGCUGAUGCAUGAAGGACUCACUGGUCUCUUUUAAUUCGACAAAAGAGAAUUGUUUUCCAUGCUAUUUGUGAGUGCUUGAGCCACCAUGACAACGCAGUUAUGCUGUUUGAGCCCCUUCGAUGUUCCAGAGACAAAUGUUGGCCAGUUAUGGAUGGCUGAUGAAUAUGAAAAGGGUUAUCUCAAUCACCGACCUUAGCCCUCAGUUUUUGUUACUGGUCACAACCAUUCUUUCUAUUCAGUCUAUAGCUGAGAGUUGAGUGAGCAGCAUAUACUGCUGAAUCAGUAAAACAUGAGUUUGGUUAAUUCCCAUCUUUGAAGCUUCUCAAGCUCGAGAACCUAAAUGGUUUGCAAUGACCAUUGAAGUAGAAUACUAACACUUUGGUGAGGAGCACAUAUAGUACUAAAUCAUAAGAAAAUUUGGUUUCCCCACUUUUCUAAAUUUUCUUGAGCAUGAGAAUCCAAAUACUCUGAAAUAUACGGACAGUAAUGGUAAUGACUUUUCUUCAUCUUCAUAUUCUAUUUCAUUGAAAGGGAAUUUGGUGUAUCACUCUUCCCAUUCUCAAAAUACUCUGACUUAGGUUAAGUAUUUUAUUGCAGAGGAUGUUUGAUCAUUACUUGGCUGAUUAUGUCAUCCUACAACUACCCUUGAAGUUAGAGCUACUGGCUGUGCAUAUGCCUUGGCAUCCUGUAUUGUGAGAUCCAAGGUGGGGUUGAUGCUACGAGAGCUACACCGAGGAUCCCAAAAUUGUCCAGGAAAUGACAAAAAUUAUGCUUGGGUUUCAAGGCGAGAUUCCUGCCAAUUCAAGGAAGGGCAUUCCUUAUGUUGGUGGAAAGCAAAACAACUCGAGUAAAAUUUGGUCCAGAUAGGUGCAAAAUACUUGGCUGUGGGAUCAAUGGAAUGAAACCUCCACAUAUUUGGCCUCCCUGGGGAUGAUGGUCCAAUAGAGUCAUAAAACAUCUUCAGCUCAACCUUAUUCCGGAAACAACCCUCUCAGUAUUUCCUGCAGCAGUUCGGUCAAGUGUAUUUUACAGGCUUCGAGUAAUGGUGGAAUUUUGAGCUUUAUCAUAUUUUAUCAGUUGGUGUCGACUGGAUGCUCCAAUUCCAAUCUCUUAGAAUUCUGCAUCAAUGAUCCCUAGGCCCAGCGAGCUAUUGCGCCUGAUGAUUUACCAAAAGAGAACUGCACAAUGUCUUCAUUGGAGCCAAAUGUUUUACCAACUCCUACAGAUAGAAAGUCUCCCGGGGAAAAAGGUUGAGCGGCUCUACUAGAUACUCCAGGCAUCCAACUAUGAUGAUUUACUCUGCUAUCAAGAAUUAUGCUGUGUCCAUAGUGCUGCUGAGUUCUCAACCGACAUUGGUUCAGAAUUAGAAGAAACUAAUAGAAAUCAUUCUCUGCUUGAUGGAUAUCAUCUUCAGCUGUCCUUCAGAAGAUGGUACCAUUCCAUUGAAUAUCAUUGUAGAGGGCACCAAACUUUCCGUAGAGGAUGUGGAAUAUCUUUUCAUGAAGAGCCUUUCUCACUAAGGCCUCAUGGGGUGGCACUAAAGCCUCCUGAGUGAUCUAGGACAAUAGCAAGGAGGCACAAGGGCUCAAUGCCUUGCGCAAGGAGAUGACUUGGUGAGCCAUGGACGCAAUACCAUGGCAGGCGUAGCACCAAGAGAGAGACUCGAAUAGGGCACAUCAAUGUGAAAAGUCCAAGUAGGACAUCAAAGCUUACUAUUCACAACAGUCCAAUGACACCUCCAUCUCCAGUUCCUAGACUAUUUCAAAAGCAAAAAUUAAUCACCAUUCCAAAGAACUUCUCGUGUGACAAAUGUUUUCGGUGAUCUAUAAAUGUGAUUCAUGUAGUUACGUUGGAAAUGUAUUUCAUGAAACUUUAAUGGGAUUUGUUAA